AAAGAUUGAGGUGGAACCAGGUCCUGAUUUGCCGGAAUUAUCGGGGAGAUGUGGAGAUGUCAGAAAUUGAACACUUCAUGUCUAUUUUGAUGGAGAAAGAGGAAGAGUGCUCCCUCACGCCAAUCCUGUCACAUGGAGUGGUUCGAUUCAUGUGGAUCAAACACAACAAUUUAUAUCUUGUUGCAACAUCCAAGAAGAAUGCUUGUGUCUCUCUGGUGUUUGCUUUCCUUUAUAAGGUAGUUCAGGUGUUUUCUGAGUACUUUAAAGAGCUGGAAGAAGAAAGUAUUCGUGAUAACUUUGUUAUAAUCUAUGAGCUACUUGAUGAGUUAAUGGACUUUGGUUACCCACAGACUACAGACAGCAAGAUCCUGCAGGAGUAUAUCACACAGGAAGGUCAUAAGCUGGACACUGGGGCUCCCCGUCCACCUGCAACAGUUACUAAUGCUGUAUCUUGGAGAUCAGAAGGGAUUAAGUAUCGGAAAAAUGAAGUAUUUCUUGAUGUUAUUGAAUCUGUCAACCUAUUGGUUAGUGCUAAUGGAAAUGUGUUACGUAGUGAAAUAGUAGGCUCUAUCAAAAUGAGGGUAUUUCUAUCGGGCAUGCCAGAGUUGAGGCUUGGACUAAAUGACAAAGUGUUGUUUGAAAACACAGGCCGAGGGAAAAGCAAAUCUGUGGAAUUGGAAGACGUGAAAUUUCACCAAUGUGUACGCCUCUCUAGAUUUGAAAAUGACAGAACCAUUUCUUUCAUUCCCCCUGACGGAGAGUUUGAGUUGAUGUCCUACCGUUUGAACACACAUGUCAAGCCUCUGAUCUGGAUCGAAUCUGUGAUUGAGAAGCACUCCCACAGUCGAAUAGAGUACAUGAUUAAGGCAAAAAGUCAGUUCAAACGUAGAUCGACAGCCAAUAAUGUUGAGAUCCACAUUCCAGUCCCAAAUGAUGCAGACUCACCCAAAUUUAAGACCACGGUGGGUAACGUGAAGUGGGUGCCAGAAAGCAGUGAAAUAGUGUGGUCAAUCAAGUCAUUUCCGGGUGGGAAGGAAUAUCUGAUGAGAGCACACUUUGGGCUCCCUAGUGUGGAAGCUGAAGACAAGGAGGGAAAGCCACCCAUCAGCGUGAAGUUUGAAAUUCCCUACUUUACCACUUCGGGAAUACAGGUACGUUACUUGAAGAUUAUUGAGAAAAGUGGCUACCAGGCUUUGCCAUGGGUUCGUUAUAUUACUCAGAAUGGAGACUACCAACUACGAACGCAAUGAAGGAAGAUUGCACUUGGAGAGUCAUUGGGAUGGGAGGAUCUAGUUCAGUGGAUUGUGUACAAGUGUUAGGUGUAUUCAUCAUGUUUCAGAUCUCUGUCAUAGAACAUCUUUCAUGAGGAAAAUUCAACAUUUCAACUGUGGAGCUGCAAUCUGUGGAGCUGGAAAAAUAAAGGCAGUAUUUUUCAUUUUCCCCACACAUCCCUGUCAUUGCCAAAUCUUCCUCUUGCUUUUUGUCCCUUUUGGAUAGUAAUUCUUUCUUUUUUUAACUUUCUUCUCUCAACAUUUGGGCAAGUUACACUGCUGGGCUGAACUUGGAGUGCUCCCGAAGGUUUGAGCGUUGUUCUUGCUUAGCAGUUGUAUUUUGAUGUGAGUGGGAAUUUCUUGUUUUAGGCUACAAUUGUUUUGUCUUGUCUCAUUCUCCAAACAGUUUCACAUUAAUUUGACACUAACAUGGUCAUAAUGUACUCGAAGCUGACCUCAGUUGCCAUCUCCCAUACCACCACCCUCCCCACUUAAUUAUGAAAAAGCAGUUGCAAAACCACAAAGAAUACAUUGCUCUCCUCGCAACUACACUAUGCAUUCCAAGAUUUGUCCAAUUAUGUGUUUUCCUUUUUGAUACAAAUGUAACUCCAUAUUCAGCAUGAAGUCAGGUGGUAGGCUUCAAUGCCACAGGGUGUUUACUCUGAUCUGAGUGAUUUAUCAGCUGGUGCUGCCAUCCCACAGUUUCCCACACCUCACAGCCCAUUCCGACCAGCAGAUGCAAGUUGGAAUUCCCCUGCAGUCUGACUGACAUGUUUUCCCCCUGCAUUCUGCUUGAGCCAAAGUGCGUGGCACAGGUCAGAUCCAUUAUUUUUUUUUUCGAUGCUUUGCUUUGCUCUCACUGCCAGUUUGAGCUAUAAGUGGGCUAAGCCUUUACUGACUAGCCAGUGCACUGCCCCUCUUGAUGUGUGUCGUGCUGAUUCUCCCUCUUGUUUCACGCCUGCUGAUCUCUCAUCCAUGCUGCCCGUCACAUCCACCAGUCAGUAUGAAUUUUCAGUCUGCUGUACGAGCAUUGUAUCUGUUACUGUUUGUUGAUUUUACUUUUAAAGGUGGGAAAUAUUGGAUUUUUUCUUUGAAGUUUUGCUGUUUAAAAAUAUAAGAACAGCCAUGCAGCAGCACUUACUAAUCAGGCCAACACAGACUAGAGCACUGAACUGUUUCCUAUUACAGACCAGUCACAGAUCUAAACCAAAGCUGAUCUGGUCCUCAAACUGCUGGGAAUAUAGGGCUAGUUCAGAUGACAGGUUUCUUCAAGAAAAUGUGCUCUUAAAAUGUUAACUUUUUUAAUGCAGCUAUUAUUUUUGAAUAUGUAUAUGUAAUGCUGUGUGAAACUUCUAAAGACCAGAGUUAGAAUGAGUGCUGAUGAACUGCAGAUCUAAUAUGGUUCUUGGUUGGCCAGAGUUGUUUAUUUCCGGGCCAGACUAAUAUAUUCAUUGCCAUUAUGACAGUGUAAAUAGUCCUGUUGCUACCUGCUACACCAUGCUGUAAGAAUCUAUAGUAAAAAUGGUUCUGAAACCAUAUGUGGUGGAGUUAAACCAAGAGGGGCCAACCACAUGAGUUGCCUGAGUAAUGUGAUUCUGUGCCACAGGAAGCGUCAGCCAUUAAGGGUAUAAUACCACCUUGCUAGGCUGCAUUGAUUAAAGACAUCAUGUGCUACUAGGGGCAACAGAAUUGAUGAUCCCUGAUUUGAUCUUUGAUUUUUGCCGAAUUUGACCGAGAUCGCAGUGGCGGUGUUCCAUCUGUUUUUUUUAAAAAAAACACUGCUACAAAUUAUACAUACUUGGCCCUUAAAAUGCAGAUUGACUAGGUUUGGACUCGGCUGUGAUUCCAUCUAUGGUUGAAUAUUCAGACUCUCUCUCUUACGCACUCAUUCACACAGGCAGACGUACACGUACAAGCACUCUGCUGCCAUUCUGGUGAGAUAAAUAUACCUUCUUACAUAGGUUGGUGCACCAGUGACAUUUUGCUGUUUGGGGAGGAUCUCAUACUACAGUGGCAGUGUCCCUACCUUUGAGCAAGAAGGCCCGUGUUCGAGUUCCACCUGCUCCUGUGUUUCAAAUAAAAAAUCUGAACAGGUCGAUGAAAAAUAUCUUACUGCUGUCUGCAUGUGGAACCCUAGCCCUACUGAACACUCAUCACAUACACUAGUCAGUGCUUAGUCAAAGCAGCUGAGGCAUUUCAGUUAGGUUCUUGUCCUGUUCUGUGUUAAUUGUGACUCUGAAACUGUGCCACGUAUGCUGGUAUUGCUUUGUGCUAGAUCAGCACCACAGCAGCAGACAACAGGGAACGUUCUGAACUGGACCUCACAGCUUAGAUGGGAAAGUAAACCAGCAGCAUUUUAUCAUAUACAGCUGAGGAAAUAUAGGGUGUUUGCAAUAUCAGCUCAAUAUGUGAGCUUCACAUGAUGCUGCCCUCUAAACCACAUUUAGUUCUUCCCUUGAACAGCUCACUGUAAAGACAUUACCGUGUGAAUUUACUGAGGAGGUUCUUCUGUAGGACAGUAGCCUAUGAAUGCCAUUAUUCUGGGGUUGCUGCCAACUUCCCACAUCAGAAAAACCUCUGAGAGGCUUAGGGCCAAUGUCCCUGACCCGUACAGAGAAGCAUGGUCUGUGCAUUGACCCCCAUCAGUACAUGAGUUAGCUCAUCUCAGCCAGGGCCAGAAUACAGGGAAUAGAAUUGACAACUGUGUGCCUGUGUUGAGAAAACAGGGAGGGAGAAAUCUAGACAGACUGCUCAUUAGGGAAUGGUCCUGCUGGAAGUGUGGUUGUGUGAGGGUGCUGUGAUAUAAUCACACUCUCCACAAGUCAUGUAUUGUUGGUUGCUGCUUUCAAAACUGACCACUGAGCAGCCUGUUUACCAGAGUUUUAACCUUGCAACAACAUCCAUUGUUUUCAGGAGAAUUGGAAAAGGCAGCACUUAAUCUUCUAAUUGAGCAUGGCAUUUUGUAGUUGCGUAAAGUACGGUAUUUGAACUGAUUAGUGAGUAAAGCACCAACAUGUGCAUCUUGGUGGGUAUGGCUUCAGGCAUCAGCUCCACCAUUGCCAAGUUACUAUUUGUAGCCCCUCUGAUCAUUGGACAAGAUCAUCCGAAGGGCAGCUUAGCUGCGUAAACUACUCCCUAACAACUGACAGUGGGAGUACAUAGCAUGCCAAGGAUGAUGCACAUUGUGGGAAGGAUCAAUGAAAGGAAAUGAGCUUAAAAAGGAGAUGUAAUUAUCUUUUAGACAAAUCUUCUGGUGUGAAGAAUCAAAGAAAAUUGGGAUAGAGUUUUUUUUAAAAAUACAUUCCUCUGAUAAUUUGAACUUAACCAUUGGCAAGUGGGGUUUAUUAGUAUUGCUGAAUGAUUUAAAACAAUGCACUGUCCUUGGAAAGUUCUAAUUAUUUAUAAACAUAACUUUCUGAAAGACAGGAAUAUACUUAAUUUGCCAGUGUGUGAAAUCUUAAAUCUUUCCCCUUGGCUCUUCGUCUUGCUUUGAGCAGAAAAAGUUUCCAAGGUAGCAGGAUCUGCUUCAGAGCUAGUUUGCAUUGAGGAAGAUUGCCUUUCUUCACUUCUGUUUUUGUGUGUUUGAAGUGACCAUCUCACGUUGUUAUUCACUGAUUGAAAAUUAUGCUCAUGCUGUAGCUUUCUUUACUGAGUGAACCAAACAACAGAGGAUCUGGGUGUAAAGGAGUUGGGGAUUUACGUGAGUAAGUGCAGCACUAUCCUUAUAGAAGGCUUCUUAAAAUGAACAUGUCUAAAAGCAGGUACAACAUAAGCAGCUGUUCAUUUUGAGCAGUCUGCUUGAAACAUUGGAAUAUUUCAAACUAGCUUUUACAUGAUCAUCCUGAUGUUUCUGAUUUCCUUUUUAAAGGAAAUGCAUUGACAAACAUCAGAAUUCCUUUUUGUAUCCUAUAAUUUUAAUUCUGAAAUAAUUUUUAUUUAAAGCAUUCUUUAGAGGGUUGUGAAUUCCAAGGAUAUAUAAACCCCCAAACUCUGCUAAUUUAAAAUGUGCCAAAGCUACAAAUUGAGGACUGCACAGGCAGGAGAACAAUUAGCCAACAUUACAGCUCCUGUUUUCUCUCUUCUAAGGCUCCUGGUGCAGUCUGUAUGCAUAGCCAUCCGUUGUGCUUCUGAGUAAACUCUGACGGUAGCCCUCCUCCAAGAUCCAGUAGCCAAUCAGCAUGGUAUGCCAAGCCUUGUGUGCAAGUAUUAGCAUCUUGAAUAUGGUCUGAGAGAGAACCCAACACUCCAUUGCUGCCUCCUGAGGGCAUAAAAAUCAGGGAGAAAUUGGGGUUAUUGUCCAUAAGGUGAAGUCAGGAACUGUACCUGACAUUUCACAUAAGCUGAAUUUGAUUUUGUUUAGCUCAGUUUGGGAUUGUUAUCUCUGAAUUCCAACAUGGAAGAAAGAGAGAGAGAGAGAUUUUUGAGGAGUUGCGGGGCGGGAGGGUGUAGUGAGUCUUUCAGGCUGUGAUCUCCAAAGAUAGACAUUGCACUCUUGAAAUUUCUCCCACUUAGGUUUCUGCUUUCUCUGAAGCCAUAUGGUAUAUAGCCUUCGGUCUUGUCUCAAAGAACUGUGACAUAUAAUUUUGUGAAUUGUAGUAUCAGAAUGUGAACGCUGUAUUCAUAUCUCAUGAAGAUUUUCAAAACAUUACCUUGUGCACCAGUUUCAUACAGCAAGACUUCUUGUGAGAAAUGCAUGUCCUUUGGAGGACAUGACCUUAUUUAGAAAGCUAUUCAGAUCGUAAGCAUGUUUAAUUGGAGCAGGUUCAAUUCUUGACAUCCCUUUGUGUGAGGAAAAUGAAACUCACCAAUGGCCCAAAGAAUCAUUCAGGAGUUUGACUUGGUUGUGCUCUCUGAGAAAUGCCAGUGCUUCAUGUUCAGUGUAUUGGGCUGUGGUUUAGGUGUGCUGUUAACUUCAUAGUUUGAGGAGAAUUUGGCUGGCUCCAGAGGAGAUCUAAUCUUCAGUGUGUUGUUAUCAUAAAACGGUUCCGAUGCCACGAACACCAAUGUAUGUUGUUCAUUAGAUUUCAGAAACUUCCUUUCUCUGCCUGUUCAUCAACUGAUGUUGAGUUCAUUCACCUUAUUCUUUGCAUCGUCAAUAAAAAAAAGUCACGAAA
This is a messenger RNA of Stegostoma tigrinum, 6385 nucleotides long. RefSeq names its product AP-1 complex subunit mu-1. Gene Ontology annotation, biological process: intracellular protein transport; vesicle-mediated transport. The record is from RefSeq and is a predicted model, not a curated record. Gene Ontology annotation, molecular function: clathrin-cargo adaptor activity. The transcript is spliced from 12 exons. Gene Ontology annotation, cellular component: clathrin adaptor complex; clathrin-coated vesicle. Bases 57 to 1250 code for a protein of 397 amino acids. NCBI's taxonomy places the organism in Eukaryota, Metazoa, Chordata, Chondrichthyes, Orectolobiformes, Stegostomatidae.